Molecule: messenger RNA, 276 nt
Organism: Nezara viridula (southern green stink bug)
Lineage: Eukaryota; Metazoa; Arthropoda; Insecta; Hemiptera; Pentatomidae
Source: the annotation of a GenBank genome assembly
AUGGUUAUCGAAACUUUUCAACUCCAAGAUAGUGUGCGAUGUAUAUAUCCCAACGCAAUCCCACCCAAGUGUUACCAUAAGUAUAGACUGUCCCAACUUGUCUCAAAGAGGGACGUUUCUGUGAUGCCGGAGGGCUCAGCAGCAGGUAAAUAUAGACGAGAAAGGAGGGAGCCCGGCCUUGGAGCGGGAGUCAGUCCUCAGCCGGCACCGCAUGAAGCGAGCCGAGUUCUUCCUGUUGAUUAUAACCGCUUGUUUGUGAGUGAAGUGUCUGGUUAA